AUGAUGCCUUUAAUUCCGGCGAACGUGUCACUCAUUAGUGAACAAAGUGCGUAAAAGAGCGUGGUGAAUUGCAGCCUUGCGCCAUCGUAGGUGUUCUUGCGUUGUCACCAGGAUGCAGCCUAAACGUCCUCCUGGCCGAGGCGCCAUUUGUUUGUCACUUUGUCAAUGUUGACGCCGACGUCAAGACCAUUCUUAAAAGUGGCGGGUUUUUUUUUUUGCGUAUUGUGUUGUUGUAACCGUGUUGUGUUUCCCGGGUGAGGACGAGAAAGACCCUUCUGGACGUCCUGCCUAACUCGGGAGGAGUUUUGAAGACUUUUGGCUGCUGAUUUGUCAAUGAAGUACUUGUCAGGUUGUGGACAGGUGUCAGCGAGCCACUGCCCGAUGGAGAAAUAUGAGAAACUGGCCAAAAUUGGAGAAGGUUCUUACGGCGUGGUGUUCAAAUGCAGGAACAGAGACACGGACCAGAUAGUUGCCAUCAAGAAGUUUGUGGAAUCUGAAGACGAUCCCGUCAUUAAGAAAAUUGCAUUGAGGGAAAUACGAAUGCUGAAGCAGCUGAAACACAUCAAUCUGGUCAACCUGCUGGAGGUCUUCCGCAGGAAACGCCGCCUCCACCUGGUCUUUGAGUUCUGCGAGCAGACGGUCCUCAACGAGCUGGAAAAACACCCACGGGGGGUUCCUGAGGCUCAGCUUAAGAGCAUUGUAUGGCAGACGCUGCAGGCGGUCAACUUUUGCCACAAACACAAUUGCAUCCACCGCGACGUCAAGCCUGAGAACAUCCUCCUCACCAAAAGCGGCGUCAUCAAGUUGUGCGACUUUGGCUUCGCUCGCAUACUAACUGGACCAGAGGACGACUACACGGACUACGUAGCGACCCGCUGGUACCGGGCUCCAGAGCUCCUGGUUGGGGACACUCAGUACGGGCCCCCAGUGGACGUUUGGGCGCUGGGAUGCGUCUUUGCCGAGCUGUUGAACGGAAGUCCGCUCUGGCCCGGGAAGUCUGACGUGGACCAGCUCUACCUCAUACGCAAAACCCUCGGGGACCUCAUUCCUCGUCACCAGCAGGUGUUCCGGUCUAAUGUGUUCUUUAGUGGAGUCAGUAUUCCUGACCCUGACACCACGGAAACUUUGGAAAAACGAUUCUCCGGUGUGUCACCACAGGCUCUCCAAGUUAUGAAGUUGUGCCUGGUGAUGGACCCGUCCCUUAGGCUCUCCUGCGAAGAGCUGCUGGAGAUGCCCUACAUCCACAACGACGGGGGGUCCAGCUGGACCCGAGAGGGGGAACGUCCCGCCAGGCGCCACGAUAAAGGACCCCGCCGCAGACAGACCGGGGCCCAGUACUUUCCACAGUUAACAAACAGCAACAUGUCACCUGCGCCAGACGUCAAGAAGCCGGCGAAGCACAGAUAUCACCUGCCCAACAUUUAGCCAAUGACCAGCCAGCCGGCCCCCAUAAACCUUGUUGCCGAGGACGCACCUUCUUCUCGCUGAUAUCACUGAACACUAGAGAUGGAAUGGUUUAUGAAAAAAAUCUAAAGCGUUCGUAUGAGCUGACAUCGUUUCGAAGUGCGUGUGAUGCUCGGAUAACGUGCUUUUUCUUUGUGUUACUCAUUAGUUUGGAGCGUGUACGUGUAGAUCUGAUCAUACGGAAUCACGGAACUAGCCAAUAAAAACAAAAUCUACUGUUAAACAAGAAAAAUCAUGGAAAUUAGCAUAAAUGUGAUUGAAAUGCUGUCAUCGUGAGGAUAGGGAACAUUUGUCUGGGGAUAUCGUGUGUCCGGGGCCCGCUUAUCGUCCCUGAAACACUCGUGUGGCUAACACCUGCUAAGUCUGCGAACACGCUAAUGCUAGUCAGGACAACCCAUACACCUGCAAUACUUCUCAUCUGCUUGUGUUGUGUUACAUUUCCGUUUUCUUAACGUUGAGUUGCAAAAAGUUAGCGGACAUCCAUUGUUUAAUUUCAUUAAGACACGCCUCCAGCUGACUACAAUCUGGCGUGUUGGUCAGCUUGAGGGGCAUGUAGAGUUGGGUGUCAUCAGCGUAACAGUGAAGGCUAACACCGUAUUUGCGUAUGAUGUCACCUAGCGGCAGCAUGUAGAUGCUGAAGAGUGCAGGGCCAAGAACCGAACCCUGGAGAACUCCACACGUUACCUUAACAUAGUCCGAGGUCACAUUAUUAUGGGAGACGCACUGCAUCCUGUCAGUAAGAUAGGAGUUAAACCAUGACAAGGCUAAGUCUGACAUACCAAUACGUGUUUUGAUACGCUGUAAUAAAAUAUUAUGAUUGACAGUAUCAAAAGCAGCGCUAAGAUCAAGAAGCAGCAACAUAGAUGACGCAUCAGAAUCCAUCGUUAGCAAUAGAUCAUUAGUCAUUUUGGCGAGGGCUGUCUCCGUAGAGUGAUUUGCCCUGAAACUGGAUUGAAAAGGUUCACAGAGAUUGUUAGACGGUAAGUGUUCAUUUAGCUGCUGUGCAACAAUUUUUUCGAGGAUUUUCGAAAUAAACGGAAAGUGGGUCGCCGGCCGAGGUUAGGUCUUUUGAGCAGAGGAUGAAUAACCGCUUUUUUGAAUGCAAGGGGAACAGUGCCAGAGGAAAGUGAUAAGUUUAUAAUAUUUAGCACUGAUGGUCCUAAUAUUACAAACAGUUUCUUGAUAAGUUUCCCAGGAAGUGGGUCAAGUGAACAUGUUUGUUUUAUCCCAUUUACACGCCGUAACAAUUCCUCUGUUAUUUCAUCAAAAAGAGAGAGCCUAUUUUGGAGGGCAAUAUCCGUCGUAUAUACAUUCGUAUCUGUGUUAAUAAAACCCAGUUGUAGCUAGGAUGCGUUGUCUUUAA
Molecule: messenger RNA, 2827 nt
Organism: Nerophis lumbriciformis (worm pipefish)
Lineage: Eukaryota; Metazoa; Chordata; Actinopteri; Syngnathiformes; Syngnathidae
Product: cyclin-dependent kinase-like 1
Biological process (GO): protein phosphorylation
Cellular component (GO): nucleus
Molecular function (GO): protein serine/threonine kinase activity; ATP binding
Source: RefSeq, a predicted model, not a curated record